Ochlerotatus camptorhynchus is the source of this 2027-nucleotide messenger RNA. It is a transcript of the gene Pym, whose product is annotated as partner of Y14 and mago. The transcript is spliced from 4 exons. Bases 314 to 1045 code for a protein of 243 amino acids. NCBI's taxonomy places the organism in Eukaryota, Metazoa, Arthropoda, Insecta, Diptera, Culicidae. The record is from RefSeq and is a predicted model, not a curated record. Gene Ontology annotation, biological process: exon-exon junction complex disassembly. Gene Ontology annotation, molecular function: RNA binding. Gene Ontology annotation, cellular component: cytoplasm; exon-exon junction complex.
AGCCAGCCGUGUUGUUUUUUUCUCACUGUGGAUGCGCUUGUUCUUCGUCGCGGGGACGGAAAAAAGCGAAGCAAAAAAAGAAGGAUUGCAUUUUUCACAACAGCAGAAAAAUCGCUGCUAUUUGUGAGAAAAUAAAUCUGUCCUUCCGGUUUGUUUGCUGUUUCCCGUUCGUUCGGCAGUGCUCCGGCGGUCGACGGUGCAGUUUCCAAGGUGGCAGGGUGGAGUUUUCGCUUCCGAAUUCGGUGCACUAAAAAGAAAGAAAGUGUUUUGAGGCUGAUAUCGGAAAGUGAAUGUGGUGAAGAUUUUUGGAACAAUGACUACAUACGAGACCGAUAGUCAAGGGAAGUUUAUUCCGUCUACACAGCGUCCUGACGGAACCUGGCGGAAACCAAGACGAGUCCGGGAUGGCUAUGUCCCCCAGGAGGAAGUUCCCUUGUAUGAGAGUAAAGGGAAGUUGUUCGCCCAGAAACCGCUCCUGCCUCCGGGAAUGACGCCAGAGAUGGCUCAAAAGUCCAAGGAGAAGCGAGAGAAGGAGCAACGAAUCAGGCAACAGCGGGAAGCGGAAGCAAAUCGACGGCCACCACAGAACCCUGUACCAGGAUUGCUCAUUUUGAACGGUGAUAACAAGCUUAAUCAGCAACGCGCCAAGCCUACGAAUGCUAAACCGAAGAAAAAAGCCAUCGAACUGCCAGAUGUGCUGCUGGAGCAGAAGCAAAAGGAAGAUCAAAAACAAGCCCGUAAACAGCAGCAGCAGCAAUCACAACAGAAUCACAAAAACCCCAAGGCUCAACAGCAACGGAUUGAAGAAGUGACCAAGGCUGUGAACGGUCUGCAGCUUACGGCCAAUAACGUCGGCGAUGGUCAGACUGAUCUCAGCAAAAAGUUGCGUAAACUACGUAAGAAGAUUCGUGAAAUUGAACUCAUCGAAGAGCGGUUACAAUCGAACGACGGUCCCCAUCCGGAUAAGGACCAGAUUGACAAGGCCAAACGGAAGCCGGAAAUUUUGAAGGAAAUCGAAGAGCUCGAAAAGGGCAUCUCCAAAUGAUGACCGACACCGGUGGUAGCACUUGGCUCGCCGCCGUCGACGUCGCAGCCCUGAUCGUCGGAUCUCGAUCUUAUCUCGGUGGUGUACAAAAACAAACAAACAAAUCCACAAGUCCAGCUAUAUAUGGUACACAGCUAGGGAACCGCAAUCUAUUAGAUACAAUUGUGUGAGAUAAUUUUACAGUUUUAGCUUUUUAUGUUCUUUUACCCUUAAUUCGUACAUAAGAUCAUAUUGUGAAUGCUUGCUGCUUAGACUAAGUUCACACACACUCUCUUUGGUCGCUCAACUUCGAUGUUCCUUUCGCGCUGGUAGGAAUUAAUGUGCUCCUCUUCUUCACAUAGUAGAUUGUUAAUACACAACUCAAUUCAAUCAAUAAAUUGAGAAAAAAUAUUCGAUCAUUUCAUAUUAGUAGAAAGUCUUCUAUUUCGUUCGCUGAAAUCAUUUUUAACAUUAAUUAUUAUGUAACUUUUUUUAACAGUGCUGACUACUGUGAAAGGCAGUGGUAAAACGCAAAUAUGACCGUGUUUCACGGCGUCAAUUAAGAUACUAAAUACAUCUAGUUCUUAGUUCGUACCAUUUCCGUAGCAUCAAUCGUCAGAGAAGGUUCUGACAAAUUUCCAAAUCUUUGUAGAUUCAAACUAACUUGAAGAACAAACCAACUUUUUAGGGAAUAGAGAAGUAAACAGUCGAUAACUUUACACCCAGAUUCACACUUGUUUCCAUGCAAAUUAAAAACAAAACAAAAUGGAACAAACCAGAAUAGCAGCAGCCGAACGACCGACUACUAGUGAAUACGAGAAACGAUUAGGAAUGGAAAUGGAACGAGAUGGUGGUCACUGGACCUGGAUAUGGACACAUACACAUACGCAAACACAAACAAAAAGAAUGAAUGUAAAAAGUGAUUCAGCAGUCCGUUAUAGGUUGCAGUGGCCCUAUACGAACAGGAAGAAUGUUUUACAUUGUUGAGCCCCCCCCGGAGAAG